CAUCCUUCCGCUUCAAGCAAACGUGUUUACGGUGAUCUAACCCCGCGGACGGACCAGCUUUCUGGGUUUUUUCUUUCUUUUUUUUCUUUUUGAAAACUCCUGAACUAUGGAUGUGACUUCGGUGGAAACUCUAAAAGGUGACGGGGACCAGGCGGGUUUCACCCAGGAGUAUCUGCCCAACUGCACAUGGACGCCCGGUUCCGAGUACAAUGACACGCUGACAGGCGGCUGGGGGAAGCAGCCGGUGCCGUCUGUCCUCUCCAUCAUCACGGCUGUCUAUUCGGCCGUUUUUGUGGUGGGCUUAGGGGGAAACUGUCUGGUAAUGUAUGUCAUCAUCAGACACACCAAGAUGAAGACGGCCACCAACAUCUACAUCUUCAACCUGGCAGUGGCGGACGCUCUGGUCACCACCACCAUGCCCUUCCAGAGCACGGAUUACCUCCUUGACUCGUGGCCCUUCGGUGAGGUGGUCUGCAAGGUGUUCAUCUCCAUCGACUACUACAACAUGUUCACCAGCAUCUUCACACUCACCAUGAUGAGUGUGGAUCGCUACAUCGCCGUCUGCCACCCUGUGAAGGCUCUGGACUUCCGGACCCCAGCCAAGGCCAAGAUAAUCAAUGUCUGUAUAUGGGUUCUUUCUUCUGUGGCUGGUGUACCAGCCUUGAUCCUUGGAAGCACUCAGUCUAACAACGGAACGACGGAGUGCGCGCUGCAGUUCCCAGACCCCUACUUGUACUGGGACACUGUGAUGCGCGUCUGCGUGUUCGCCGUGGGCUUUGUGCUGCCCGUGUUCAUCAUCAGCGCCUGCUACAGCCUGAUGGUGCUUCGUCUGCGCAGCGUCCGGCUGCCCUCGGGCUCCAGGGACGGGGACCGCGGCCUGAGGCGAAUCACGCGCUUGGUCAUGGUGCUGGUGGCCGCCUUCGUGGUGUGCUGGACACCCAUCCACAUCUUCAUCCUGGUGCGCGCUCUGGGCAGCGUGCCCGACUCCCCCCAUGUCACCGCCGCCUACUUCUUCUGCGUCGCCCUGGGAUACGGCAACAGCAGCCUCAACCCUGUGCUCUACGCGUUCCUGGACGAGAACUUCAAGAGGUGCUUCAAAGACUUCUGCAGCCCUUGCCGAGUGAGGGCGGACCAGGAGAAAGGGGUGCAGAUGAGGAAAGCUUCUCGCGUCGCUGCGUACCCCCUGGUGGACAAGGAGAGAACUGUCAAGCCCACAUGACUAGCGGUGGAGCCUUCGUCAGUCCAUCAGCUAGAACCCGAGCCCUCCGACGAGACUGGAAUGACGCAGGUCACCACCGCUGUGUGACGUAGGUAUACUGGGGUAUGUGAACGAAAUGCCACCGUCUCCAUACAUCUGAACAAACCCCAAGCAGAGGGAGGAAACGUGGUGUCUGUUUUUCGAUUUACCAUUUCUGUCGCUCCAUUACAUUUACAUAGAUCAUAAAACAUUCAUAUCUGUCUUGAGUGUGAACCAUUAAAUCAAUGAAAGAGUGAAAUUUUAACUUCAGAUAAAGACAAAUUAAAACAUGAUGUCAAAGGGGUUUGUAUAGGACCAUAAAGCCAUGAAAAUACUGGCAAGCACUCCAACACUGUUUGUUAAGGUUUCUCUUUGGGUCUCUGUCACGAAUCCCAUUGGCAAGCACUCCAACACUGUUUGUUAAGGUUUCUCUUUGGGUCUCUGUCACGAAUCCCAUUGGCAAGCACUCCAACACUGUUUGUUAAGGUUUCUCUUUGGGUCUCUGUCACGAAUCCCAUUGGCAAGCACUCCAACACUGUUUGUUAAGGUUUCUCCUCUCAAGUGUCCUUUGAUGUCAUCUGUCAGGCUUGGUUGUGAGUGCUUCACCAAAAAGUCAGUAAAAGGUUUUCACACAGAUUUUUAUCAUAAUGUAAAAGACUAUGGAAGUACAGGGCUGCCAUAGAGUCUGGGAGCUGGGAGGGAGCAAAAACAUGGACUGUCUGUGGGUCCCUGAGGACCGGAUUGGGAAACACUGACCAUGUUAUUGGUCCCAAAGACCUUGAUUAUAAAAUCCCUGCAUGUUUAUUACGUCAUCUAAAACUAUACUUGUCGUAUUGGCUUUUGCUAAGGAUGUAAUAUCUGUGAUGUACUUGUUAAAGUAAACUCAUGGACUCAUGAAGAUGAGGUAAACUCAAAAGUGACCACCAGUAUUGGUGUUCUUAGUAACUGUAAUGUAUUUGGAAGUGGGAAAAAAUGUAACUAACGAUAACAGUUGUAAAUAUUUAUAUUCAUACUCAUUGUCACCACGGGACAUUUUGAUGGAAGAGCCUUAUUGUUGUGAUAUUGUCGUGUAUCUUUGCCGUUUUCCCUGAGGUUUCUGGGAGGCUGGCUGAUGCUGCCCUCUGCUGGUGACGCAUGGCCACUACUCAGAAAGUCUCACGCAACGUGUUUUAAUGCGACGGUUUUAAUUGAACAUAUGAGUUCAACAAACUCUGUCUUUUUUUUUUUUUUUACAUUUGUCGUUGUCAGUUUGGUUGUCGUUGUCAGUUUGGUUGUUUGGUUGGUGUGUAAAAAAAGACGUACCGUGACAUAACACACCUAUUUCGUUACUGUAAUUUCAUAACAUUAAUAAUGUUAUAGUAUUGCGGAAUUUUCUUAAAUACUGCAUGAUGCUUUGGUACUGGUCAAAUCACUUAACGUUUGAUGUAAAUAAGUGAUAACUGUUCAUUUGAAAACUCACAGAACUACUAAGCUUUACCUGUAAAAUAUUACAUUCUGCUCAGUACGUUGUAUAUGUUCCUUGUUGUCACUGUAUAUUAA
Molecule: messenger RNA, 2776 nt
Organism: Paramormyrops kingsleyae
Lineage: Eukaryota; Metazoa; Chordata; Actinopteri; Osteoglossiformes; Mormyridae
Product: delta-type opioid receptor-like
Biological process (GO): neuropeptide signaling pathway; G protein-coupled opioid receptor signaling pathway; sensory perception of pain
Cellular component (GO): plasma membrane; neuron projection
Molecular function (GO): dynorphin receptor activity; neuropeptide binding
Source: RefSeq, a predicted model, not a curated record